CUUUAACUGGCUACAACGGCCAUUUGCAUUGAAACUGUAGUGUGUGUUGUGUCGAAAUUAAUUGUUGACAUGAGAAAAUCAAUAAUUAUGUUUAGUGGAUUUUUAAUUUGAAACAUUUAAACAAAACUAUUUUGUUUCGAGUCAUUUAAAAAACUUGAAUUUAUACUAUAUAUUCUAAAUAAUGAUGGGAAUGUACCAUUGUGUGUCGUAACAGCUCUGCCACGGCAGAAAUUUACACAAUUGGUUUAUGUACGAAUCACGUUCGGCUAUCUACAAAAUGUUGAAAGACGAGGCUUGCAAGGACCGGCAGAUCUGUCGCUUCCCGCCGCCGUAUCGUUCGGACGCCACGCCGUACUCGCAGCGAGACUUCGCGAGGGCAGUGCGCGACGCGUGCUCCGGAAGCCUCCCCGUCGUGGCGGGCCUCAAGAUCUCGAAGGCGGUGUUUCUGGGCGAUGUCGGUGUGGGGAAAACUUGCCUUAUCAACAGAUUUUGUCACCAAGUGUUUGACAGCAACUACAAAGCAACUAUCGGCGUGGACUUUGAAGUGGAGCGGUUCGAUGUGCUGCAAGUGCCCUAUAACCUGCAGAUAUGGGACACGGCCGGCCAGGAGCGGUUCAAGAGCAUCGCGGCGUCGUACUACCGGGGCGCGCACGUGGUGGCGGUGGUGUUUGACCUGACGAGCACGGCGACCCUGGCGCACUGCGCCCAGUGGCUGCGAGAGGCCCUGGAGGUGAACAGAGGCGACCCUCGUGUCUUCCUGGUCGGCACCAAGCGCGACCUCCUGUCGGCGGCGGGGAUGGCGGAGGCGGAGAGCAACGCAGUGGGCGUGGCCGCCCGCCUGGGGGCGGAGCUCUGGGCCGUGUCCUCCAAGACGGGGGAGAACGUGGCGGAGAUGUUCUCCCGGAUGGCGGCCCUGUCGUUCGACGCCUCCGUGCGCAAGGAGCAGGAGGCGGGGAACGGCUCUGUGCUCACCGUGGGCUCGGACCUGGUCUCCCUGAAGAGAGCGGGCGGGACAGCCUGCAAGCAGAGGCAGAAGUGCGGCGGCUGUGCAAAGUGAACGAGGUGCAGCUUUACCUGUGGCUCCGGUGUGCUGCCAUCUACUUUAUUUCUACUCCUCGCACAAAUGGUGGUAGCUGCACGGACAUUAAAAUUUUAAACAAAAAUCACAUAUCGUAGGUGUAGAUGUACUAAAUUUUUUCUAGUCAUUAUUUAAGGAAAAAAAAUUGUAGCUGCACCUGUAACACUUAAUUAUUUUUUUUUACCUUUAAGGGUCGGAACUUUUACACUCGUGUCAUAUUUUUGCGACACCACUUUCAUUAGUUAUUUCUAACCUGAGUGCCUUGGCUGUGUAUGCUGUGCAAUUCACAGAAAUACACCAUCGUUUUUAAUUCAUUGUAACUUGAAAUGGGACUUUUCUAAAUAAUUCUCUGGGGAUUUAUUUCCCACCAGUUACAAACGCUAGCAUUUGUCCCCUGGCAAAUGUCAAUGUUCAAAAUUGAUGGUAAUAUCAUAUCCAAGCUGUGAUUAAGUUUAGGGCUAAUGCAUUUCAGUGACUGUUGCGAGUCUGCAAACAUGUAGAGGCAUGUUAGAAUGUUGUUCCACACUUCAAUGGAUUUUUUUUUUUUUUGUAAUAAAUGGCAUAAUAUUGUACCAUAAAUAAUUCUGCCUUCAUGUCACCAAUGGGAAAAUCUCGAACAUAAUUUCUGGUGCUUCUCAUAGUUACAAAUUAAAUAUACAAUUGUUUUUUAAGAACUUUAAACUGUUAGUGGUUCUAAACAUCAAACAUGUCAGUAAUAAAAAUUCAGGUUACAAAUGAAAUAGCAUACCAAAACACAAUUUAAAUACCACCUACAUAAUUAAAUAAAAAAAUUAUUUUGAUACUCUCCCGUUACUAAAGUUCUAUUUUGUUACUGUUUGAAUUAUAAGUGAAUAUUUACUAUUAAUCAUCAAAAAGAAAAUUUUCCUUUAGUGAAAAUAAGUAGUUACUACAGUUUAAAACUAAGAUUAAUGAUACAUUUCAGAUCUUUAAAAAUAUUUGGUAAGUUAACUUAAUAACCAACCAGAGAAGUCACAUAUAGUGUAAAAUUUUUAAAGCUGAGUUCAGACUGUGUGAAGAAAGGACUAUAAUCUAUUUUUCUGUUGUGAUUCAGUUCGUACAAUUAAAUUAUUUUAACGUUAGUAAAAAACUUAAAUUAUUUGUAUUUAUUGACAAGAGAGUUGGCUUCAAGAAAAAAUUAAUGCUUUGAGAAAAUUUGUGGUUCAGAAUUUAGUUAAAUGUUAUUGAAUGAUAAAAAACAAAAUAAAAAUUUAGUAUAGGUUACGUGAACGGGUUACAGUGAGUGUAAUUCCUUAGUAAAUAUUUUGGUUGCAUUGAGUGACAUGAGAUUUUAGAAUUGUUGACAUAUCAAUAAGUUUCUAAUCUGAACUGUACUAUUAUGAAACUGUAUAUUCAGUUAACAUCAUUUAUUUCUGUUUGGUUUUAAAUAUUAAUGUUUUAUUUGUACAUUAAAUAUUUGAGGUGCAUUUUACAAAUUUCCAACUUAGAUUUGUAUUGAAUUUGAAAACUCAUUCAUUGAAACUGAUGAUUUUAAAUUGUUACAAAAUCACUAGCAGAAGAAAUUGCAUAGGUAGGUACCUAACUAAUAUUCUCAACCAUUUGCAUGGUUGGUUUUAUUGGAACAGUAUUUAUGUAUUUGCCAUAGUUUCUGUUCACUUGUCUCAAAAGAAAAUGUUCCAUUACAAGUUCUGUCACAAAGUGUACUUCUUGUUCUUGCCAUUAAUAGUAAUAGUAAUAAUAAUAUGUCUCACAUCACAUUUGAUAUGCAUGUUAUUUGCUGUUGGUUACAUUACAUAGUUAUAUACACUAAUGUCAUUAUUUUAGACUUUAUAAAAAAAACCUUCAUGUUUUUAGUACUAAAUUAUGUGAAUGAACCAUGCUUGCCUUAACUGUAAUAACUGUCAUCCAAUCUAGUCGGGCGUUGUGAAAAAUGCCUUAUUGCCAUGUGAUAUGAUGUACUCUUAUUGUCUUAUAUUAUAUAAGGUGUGCGAUGAAUUGUUUUUUGUGAUCUACGAAUUCCUUGUUAUUGAUGUAUGUCAAAUUUUAAAGAUGUCUAUUACAUUAAUGGUUACAUAUUAACACUAAACAAACAAUGUGAUACUGUGAAUAAUUUUAAGGAGUACAGAUGUUAGUCAAAAAUUGAA
Molecule: messenger RNA, 3201 nt
Organism: Bacillus rossius redtenbacheri
Lineage: Eukaryota; Metazoa; Arthropoda; Insecta; Phasmatodea; Bacillidae
Product: ras-related protein Rab-34-like
Exons: 7
Coding region: 248-1057 (269 amino acids)
Biological process (GO): vesicle-mediated transport
Molecular function (GO): GTP binding; GTPase activity
Source: RefSeq, a predicted model, not a curated record